Bombina bombina (fire-bellied toad) is the source of this 2904-nucleotide messenger RNA. RefSeq names its product Yip1 domain family member 4 (gene YIPF4). Gene Ontology annotation, cellular component: membrane; trans-Golgi network. The transcript has 6 exons. The record is from RefSeq and is a predicted model, not a curated record. Lineage: Eukaryota; Metazoa; Chordata; Amphibia; Anura; Bombinatoridae. The coding region runs from base 242 to 979 and encodes 245 amino acids. Gene Ontology annotation, biological process: vesicle fusion with Golgi apparatus; endoplasmic reticulum to Golgi vesicle-mediated transport.
UACCCGUAUGUCCGCCUUGUGUCAACGCGUACUGUCACUAACAACCUAUUUGUAAGAACUUCCCUAUUGCACGGACUCGGUAUUCAUUUUAACCCCGGGCGGGGCAGUUCAUUUAUUUUUGUCCUCUUGUGCCGUGACGUCACUUGGUGGGUGUAAUCUGGCCUCGUGACGUCACGUACCCUGGUUCUCCACGUCGGAGAGUUCGGAGCCUGCUGGAGACGUCAUCUGACCAGUAGGAAGGAUGCAGCCACCCGGCCCUGCGUUGCUUAAUAGUAACCCCAAUCCGGGGGACUUCACCUUCGUGUCUUCAACAGAGGCGAACGAUCUCAGUGGCUCCAUUGCGUCUCCUGAUGUAAAGCUUAAUCUUGGUGGAGAUUUUUCUAGAGAAUCGACAGCCACAACAUUUCUUCGUCAGCGGGGCUAUGGUUGGCUUCUUGAAGUGGAGGAAAAUGAUCCAGAAGACAAUAAGCCUCUCUUGGAAGAACUAGACAUUGAUCUUAAAGACAUUUACUACAAAAUCCGCUGUGUUCUGAUGCCAAUGCCAUCUCUUGGGUUUAACAGACAAGUUGUAAAGGACAACCCUGAUUUUUGGGGCCCACUAGCAGUUGUUCUGUUUUUUUCGAUGAUCUCUUUGUACGGUCAGUUCAGAGUCGUAUCUUGGAUAAUCACAAUUUGGAUAUUUGGAUCGCUGACAAUUUUUCUUCUUGCUAGGGUACUUGGAGGAGAUGUGGCUUAUGGGCAAGUGCUUGGAGUAAUAGGUUAUUCCUUGCUUCCGUUGAUUGUAAUAGCCCCUGCACUGCUAGUAGUUGGAUCAUUUGAAAUUGUGUCUACAGUAAUAAAACUCUUUGGAGUGUUUUGGGCUGCCUACAGUGCCGCAUCCUUAUUAGUUGGAGAAGAAUUCAAAACGAAGAAGCCCCUUCUAAUUUAUCCUAUAUUUUUGCUGUAUAUCUACUUCCUAUCUUUAUACACAGGAGUGUGACAAUGUUUCCGAGAUGCCCAGUUAGUUUGGUACAUUGAGAUAUAUAUAUAUAUGCUGGAGGGUUUGGUGAGGGUUCUUUUGAUGGAAAUCCUUUGCAAACCUUGGGUCUGUAUUACCCGUAUUUGUGUAUAUAAUUAACCCCUAGCAGAGUCUUAGGGGCCUAAUGUAUAUUACAAUAUUUUGAGGUCUCUUAGCUGUCAAGGGAUUUGCAAAAGAAAUUACACUAUAACUUUUUUAUGAAAACAAGAAAAAAUGUUGGCAAUUUUAUUUGUCUCCAUUUUAACUUUUAAUGAAAAGAUGUUAAUAAAGCAGUACUUAACCUAUUGUUUUCAGCUUGUCAGGUGAAUGGAUUUUAUCAGUCGACUGUUAAAAGAUUAAAGAUAACCACGUGUAGAUAUUUUGCGUUUAAAACUGUUUUAAGGAGAGUGCCUACCAAUAUAUAUCUAAUAGUCUUCAAAUUCUGAAGAUGGUAUAUACUUGGUAAAGAAUGAAUCAAAAUCAAAUGCCAUCUUAUUAUAGAAUGUAAAGUGAGAGAUGUUUGUGCACAGUUUGCCAGUCUUACUCUCCAUUCUAAUUGCACAGAAAUUGUGUUCAAAUUUAAACUGACCAAUGGCAGUAUAGAUAGCAUACAGCUUUAUUUGUUUUUUUAAAAUAUAAACAUGGUAUAUUACUGUGUUGCCAAAGAUCAACAUACAAAAUUACUGUUUUAAAAACCUUAAAAAUUCAUGACUUUAGCAAAACUCGCAUUGUUUUGCAGUCCAUAUAUCUUUUGCUUUAGCUAAUUUGGGACAUCGAUAAAUGGUCUCAUGCACGUAUAAAGCAUUCAUUGUGUUGAAUGUUGCAGGGCAAAGGUUUUGAUUCUCUAUGGCCCAUGGCCGAGGUAAAUUUAUUGGAUGAUGCACUCCCUGCGAAAGUUGGAAAUAAAUGAAAGGGAAAUAAAAAAGAAUAAACUAAAAAUAAUAAGUUUAAUAAAAAAAUUAAUAUAUAUAUAUAUAUAUAUAUAUAUAUAUAUAUAUAUAUAUAUAUAUAUAUAUAUAUAUAUAUAUAUAUACACACUAAAGGAAUUUCCUGAAGUUCCAUUUAAUUCCCUAAAACAGAAUUAAUUUAGACUGUGCACUUUUUGUGUAGUGACCCCUUUUUUAUGGUUGCUUUUUUAUGGCAUGAAAAGUUCCAGCCAUAUAGUUUUAAUUCCAAAAAAUAACAAAUGUUUGUUUGUUGCCAGGAUUUGAUACUAUUUAUUUUGUCAGUGGAAGUUAAAUCAGGCAAUUCAGACAUUUAUGAUGCCAUAUCUAAAAGCUCGACAAAUUUUGUUCAAAAUCUAUAGCUUAUAAAGUUAGAAGCCAGAAUAGUUUUUGUUGACUGACUAUAUGAAGAUAUAUAUAAAUAAUCGUCCCCGUGAGGGGGGAGUAUGGGGCCCCCAUAGGGGACUCUAUACCAAGGUGCCAGGGCCUAUUUUUAAGGCGCCAGGGACUCACUGGCGCUUUGGGAUGUCAAGCCCAGCCAUGUCUGCUAUGUCUUUUUUUAAAUGUUGGAUAUAUUUCUAGUUUGUCAUUAAACAUCUGCAAAUUACAUUUUAUUUAAAGUCCUGCAUUAUUUGAUCUUGGUCUUAUGUAAAUAAAUGCUAUAAAUUGCUGCUGUGAUAAGACCUGUUUCACUAAAUAGAUUUUUAGUUUAAAAGUUCAAGUUAUUUGGAGGAUUGGCACUCUUAUCUGGUGGUUAUUUUUUUUUUAAUAUUUCAAACUAUUGUGUAGAUAUGGUAAAUAAAUAUUUAUGAGACUAUUAUUUCUCCACAUGUAACAGUUUUUGAUGUGAUACCUAUAUUUCUUUGAUUUGUAACUGUUACAUGUAAAACUUUUUAUAGAUUUAAUUUCUAAUUCAUUUCAAAGAAAAUAAACUACAGAGAAUAAAUGUGCAUUUUGUAUUUA